Molecule: messenger RNA, 933 nt
Organism: Tetrahymena thermophila SB210
Lineage: Eukaryota; Ciliophora; Oligohymenophorea; Hymenostomatida; Tetrahymenidae
Exons: 2
Biological process (GO): proteolysis
Molecular function (GO): metallopeptidase activity
Source: RefSeq, a predicted model, not a curated record
AUGCAAAUCAAACCGAAAACAAAACUAAAAGCUCUAGGAUGUAAAAAGAUAUCUAAUAUUGACCCUUAGAUAUUAAAUGAAUAAUCAGUGCUGCUUUUUUAAGACCCUCACCCAUAAAAUGUUAGAAAAAAUCAUGGUGCUUAAUUUUUUUAAAACUUUGUUGAUGAAGUAUAAGCCAAAUAUGACAAAGCUAAAUGGUCGGAAGAUAAAUAUUUAGUGUUGAUUCAAAUAGACCCAAUACAAACAGAAGAGUACGACUUAAAUCUCAUUACCACUGCUUUUGAAGCUUUUUAUUUAAACAUGAAUAUUGUUUAACUAUAAGAAAGAUUAACUUUAUUAAAAGAAAAUGAUGAUUAUUUUCUAAUAAAUAAUACAUACAAUAUAAAAGAACCAAUUAAAAGCUUUAAAAAUGCUGAUGGUGAAAAAAUUAAUUUGAGUUCCAGUUAAAUUAUUAAAACUUAAAGAUUAUUGUUAAAACUCUUUUUAAAAAAUAAUGAUCCUUCUAUAUCUGGCUGUUAACUCACAACCUAAAAUUUGUUUUCAAGUAUUAGCUUCAUUGAUCACCCUAUAGUUUUAGAAUGCGUACCAGAUAAUAUAAUUACUGGAAGAGCUCAAGGUUACUAAGGUGCUGUUAUUGGAGUGAAAGAUUGUGUGCAAAGAGAAAUUAUAACAACAGCUCUACACGAGUGUCUUCAUAUUUUAUCUGUUCAUCACUGUAUUUGGUGGGAUUGUAUUAUGAAUUUUAGUUAUGAAUAUAGUGAAUACUUUUCAAGUGGAGGAUCAAUACAUUUAUGUCCAAGCUGCUUAUCUAAAGUUAAAUAUUAGCUUGAUUUUGAUAUUCUUGAAAGGUAUAGAAGGCUGUGUCGAUUUUUUACUCUAUGUGGCUAUACUGAUGAUUUAAAAUUUGUUUAAUAAAUUAUGAAUACCUUCUGA